UCAUGAUUUUUAAAAUUAGAUAACUCUUUUCUACAAUAACAGAGCCAGCAACAGGAGGUAGAUAAUGGUUGAAGUUCUUUCAAAAUUCUACUGGGAUAUAAAUAAAUAUUGAAAGGAGUUUAAAAAAUGAAGCUGUAUUAAUUUUUAAUAUCAUAGACUGAAAAUCUGAAUUACUAUGUUCGUUAAAAUUACAAGACUUUUAAUUAAGAAUAGCUGUUUUAAGCAUAUAUUAAAAAGGAUUUGCAGUUCGAAAUUUAAAAAUAAGUUUAAAUGGAAGUAUUAGAAAGAUUUGUAGCAGAUUAAAUGAAUUUUAGUGAAAAUAUGCUGAUCACAUAUUUAAACAAAGAAGCUUAAUUAUUACCAGCAUUUUAUUCAGUAAUAGCAUAAAACCUACUUUUAAAUGGUCUUAAAAUAUUUGAUUAGCUUAAUAUCUAUUAAUAGAUAGAAUAUAUGAGAUUAUGUUAAUAAGCUGGGUUUUUACAUCCAGAUAUCUUUUAGAAAUUUAUUCAAAAUUUAAAGAUAGAUGAUGAAUUCAUAGAAUCAUUAUCAUUACUUUAAUUUAGAAACAUAAUGACAUUAUUUGAUUAUUGUGCUACAUCUCCUUAUGAUUUAGGAUUAUAACCAGGAUUUAUAGAUUAUUUGUGUAAUAAAUACAUACAAAAAUUAAGUAAUUUUGAAUUAGUAGCAUCUGAAAUUAUGAAAUAUGAGUUUUCUCAAUUAAUGAUAAAUCAUCAUUUUAGUUUUUUGAGUGAAGAAUAAUAUUCAGAAAUUAAGAUAGCUUAUGCAAAAAUGUAUAUAAUAUAUUAUAUAUUUAAUAAGAUUGGAGAGAAUGUUUAAUAAAAAUUAUAAUUUUGUUGUUCAUCGAAAUUUGAAUACUAAAGAUGUAGCUAAGAAAUUAUUAUGGAUUUAUAAACCAGAUGAUUUUAAAUUAAUCUAAAAAUCUCUUAAUCAUUUAAUUUCUAAUACAAUAUAAUAAGGUGAAUUCAAAGCUGAUCAUAUGAUUUAUGCAUUACCAUGUAAAUAAUAAUCAUAUAUAUUUAUAGUGUAUUUUAAGUAUUUCAAUCCAUAGUUGUAUUACUUAUUAUUAAAAUAAUGUCAUAAAUAAAAUUUAAACUUCAAAAUAUCAAAGUAUGAUUUAAAGCAGAUUAUGUAUUUAUUGAAUAGUAAUGCUCUUAAAGGAUUACGAUCCAUAAUGGCAGAUCACACUAUACUUGAUGAUGUUGAUAAUUUUAUUAAAAAUACUCUCACUUCAUAUGUUAAUAAUAUUAAAGAUGAAGAAUUAUUAAAUUUUGAGGAAAUUUUUAAUCAAAAUAUGGAAUAGGAAGCAGAACUUGAUUUUAAUGAUGCUGAAUAUGCAGAAAUUCUACCAUAUUUUUAAAAUAAUAAUAAAAAUUAAGAAACAUAAAAUCAUGUCAAUUAAAGAUAAUUUAUUGUAAAUUUAACUCAGAAAUUUAAAUCUUUAUAAAAUACUUUAUAUAAAAAUGGAUUUCAAAGAAUUUCAAAUUAAAAAAUAAAUAAAAGAGUUUCAAUUUUAGAACCUAUUCUAAGCUAUAUUGAAGUUUUAUAUUAUGUAUCAAUUUUUAAUCCAGAAUUCUAACCAUAAACUAAAUUAUUUAAAACUCCAUAAAUUCUUAAAUUAGUAAAUAAUCUUAUUUAUUUACCAAAUCUAUUAGAAAAUUUAAUUUAGAUUAAUCAAAUUUGGCCUAAUUUAUUUAAUGAAGAAUUAAAAUCUAUAAUUAUUGCAAAUAAAAAAAAAAUAGAUUAAGUAUAUAAUACUUGUUAAGAUUGUUAAGAAUUUAUUGAUAAAGUUGAAGGAUAAAUAAAAUUAACAGAAUAAGGUAAAUCUAGAAAAUUGUAAUAUAGAAACAAAAAUUAUUAAGGAUUAUUAUAAGCAUUCAAUUUUGCUCGUCCAAAACCUCACAAUAAAUUAUCUCCAAUAUUAAAAAAUCCAUUUGAAGAGUAUACUAUAGAAGAAACUUAUUCAAAUUAAGAUUUUAAUAUUUAUUGGAAACUAACAUAGAGGAGUGAAAAUGUAAUUUAACAUACUCAUUUCAAAGAAUUAAUGUGGUAAGCAUUGAAACUUGAUAAAAAUUAAUGGAUUAUGAAUUAUAGUGAUUUUCCACAUCUUGUUGAUUUUGCUUGUACAAAAUAGAAGGUUGUAGUCUUUUUAGAUGAGUAUCCUCGUUUAAUUAGAGGAUUACAUAAAGUAUAUACUAUUGAGACUGAAAGGGCAGCUGAGUAUUUCUCUAGACUUGGAUAUCAAGUUGUGUUUAUAGAUUAUAAUGUGUAUCAUCCAGAUAACGAAUAGAUGUUGAACAUUUUGAAAUAAAAAUUUGUAUUUCGUUAUAAUUGA
Messenger RNA from Paramecium pentaurelia, 2353 nucleotides. Lineage: Eukaryota; Ciliophora; Oligohymenophorea; Peniculida; Parameciidae. The record is from the annotation of a GenBank genome assembly.